Molecule: messenger RNA, 5551 nt
Organism: Columba livia (rock pigeon)
Lineage: Eukaryota; Metazoa; Chordata; Aves; Columbiformes; Columbidae
Gene: MATK
Product: megakaryocyte-associated tyrosine kinase
Exons: 13
Coding region: 3695-5038 (447 amino acids)
Biological process (GO): protein phosphorylation
Molecular function (GO): protein binding; non-membrane spanning protein tyrosine kinase activity; ATP binding
Source: RefSeq, a predicted model, not a curated record
UGGAGCGGUAAGAGCGGUGUGGUCGUGGGGGGGAUGGCCAGCAAAGGAGCUGCACUUGCUGUUUGUCCGAGUGACGCUUGGGUGUUUGUAAAGUGUUCUCCAGCUUGUUUCAGCGGGUGUGCACAAUGCGUCUGGCUGUGGUUUCAGUGUAGAGGUGCAGUCUGACAAUGCUGUGGCCCCUCUCCUGCCGUUGGGUCCUGGCAGCUCCUCUGUUGGGGUAACUGUGCUGGAAGGAAACCUGAACUCUCCAGUUUGGGGUCGGAAUGGUUCUAACAAACCCCACUGUGUUUCUGUACUUCUCAUCCUCAUUGCAAAUACUCAGGUUAACUGAUUUUUAAAAGUGUAGAACAGCUCCAAAACAAAGAGGGGGGCAAAUAUCUCCUGCCAGGCUUUCUGCCCACAUACCCUGCCUGUGGGAACGUUCACUGCGGUGAUGGGAACCGCAUGGACCAAACAGCCUCAAGAGCCAACAGCUGCUUUGGGACCAGGCGUGUGAGCGGCGCCAGGCGCGGGCGAGUCGCUGCCCUGUCUGCAGUGCUGGGCGGAGGCCCUGGCCGCUCUCCAGGCUCUGCUGGUGACGGGUCCCCACGUCGGGUGCGUGUCCAGCCCUGGUGCCAGCGGGCAGGAGAGGAGCCGGGCCCUGGUGUGCUCAGAGCGGAGGAUCCGUCCCUUCCGAGCACCACUUGCUGUCUGCACGGAGGGCAGGACUGAGCAACCAGCUGCUGAUGCUUUUCACCAGAAAUUUCUGUCCUGGCACGGCAGAAAGUGAAGAACCAAGUGUCAGAGCUGCUGUCACCCCUCUGUCUCAGCCGUCGGGUCCCUCCUCACCCCAGGCUGUACCAUGGCGAGGGCUGUGGAGCGGAUCCCUUAAGCCCUGUGCCCAUGGGCUCCUAACCCAUCCUGGAAUUGACCUGAGCUGCAUCCAGGCACGUCACUUUGGCUGUGCCUGCUGGGGAACAGGCUCAGAGCGGCUGCUGUCACACCUUGGAGCCCAGCAUGAUAGUGUUUGUGUCACGGAUGGGCUGCAAGGCAAGAGGGUGCCUGUGCCAGCUAACAAUGGCUUCUGGAACAGAUAAAACAGCUGCUUGCUGAUAUUAACCUUGCAACAGCUGCAUGUGUCCCUUUGUUGUUGUUGUUCUGGAUAGGGACUGGCACGGUAAGUCCUCAGAUCCUCAGUGAGGAGAGCGGCUGGGGUUUGCCGCAGGUGACGCAGAGGAGUGACUGUGACUCACCCCCCGAAAGAGGAAUAGAGCAAAGACUGUCAUCCCUGCUCCGAGGAGCCGAGCGACCCACGCGCCUUCCCCAGCGCAGCCGCGGAGAUGUUGUGCUGCUCUGCAUGGAAGUUUCCAAGAGUCCAACAGCGGGGCUUCCCGCAAACGGCGCAGUCAGCACCGGGUCCCAGCCACCAGCGUGUGAAUCAAAUCACCUCCCUCCCUCCUUCCCUCCUCGGCAAUUUCUCUUCUCUGGAAGGUGACGCUUCCCUGGCUGGUUUGAGUCUGGGAACAGGAGCACCGAGCUGCUGGGACAGCUUCACAUGAUCAAGUUUUCUGGUGUGAAGGAGCACGGUGGGCACGGAGCAGCUUGGCCUGUGUGGGAUGUGGGUCUCAUCAGAUGGCAUCUUCAGUAAAACUGAAGAGCGUGAGUUGUGAGCGUUGAGAAAUCCCACCUUCCUUUAGCAAAGGAAAGAAAGCAUCUGCCAUGCAGCGACAGAGAAAUUUCAACUGCGAAAGGGACCUGGGGGAAGAGUACUGAAAUUGGAACACAGCUUGCAGAAACCGUGACUUUUCAGAGCGCGGUGGGUUUGGGGAUGAUGCUGUGCUACGGGAGGACACAGGCUUGGUGUCAGUGCCCAGCGGUGGGAUGUCCCCUCAGCCCCUGUGCUGCUGAGGCAGCAGGAGACGACUUGCCCACCGAGUCCCACCAUCCACAAUUUCAGUUGUUCAAGGAAUUAGUGGAUGGGACCAGGACCCUCUGGGAAACUGCCCUCAGGUCUAAAGGAGCUGAACAGAGCUGGUAGCUCUUUAAGGACAUUUUUCUUAGAGCACAAGAGCUCUCAAAUGCCAUAUGUUAAAAAAAUUGUGCAUGGACUGCAGGAAACCAGCCUGGGUCAGAAAGGACCUCCUGGUCAGGCUGAGGGAAGUGCCCGGGCAGUGGACCAGAGAUGUGUAUCCUGGGAUGAGUACAGGGACACUGCCUGGAUGAGCAGGGCUGGGAUCAGGAGAGCUGGUGCACAGCUAGAGUGGAAUUUGGCAAGGGGUGCGAAGCGUAAGAACGGCCUCUGCAGGUGUAUUGGCUGGAAAAGGAAGAUUAAAGAGUAAUGUGUCCUGCCCUUAAAUAAGAUGGGAGAGAUGGUGAGAACCAACAUGGAGAAGGCUGAGGUACUCAACCUUUUUGAGGGAUGUGGUCAAGCUGGAGGAGUGGGGCCCUAUGAACAUCACGAGGUUCAACAAGGCCAAGUGCAAAGUCCUGCACCUGGGUCAGGGCAGCCCCCAGUAUCGAUCCAGCCUGGGGAUGGAGGGAUGGGGAGCAGCCCCGUGGAGAAGGACUUGGGGGUGCUGGUGGGUGAGAGAUCGGCCGUGAGCCGCCCUGUGCCCUUGCAGCCCAGAAGCCAAUGGUGCCCUGGGCUGCAUCCCCAGCCCCGUGGGCAGCAGGUUUGGGGGAUCCUGCCCCUCUGCUCCGCCCUGGUGAGACCCCCCUGCAGUGCUGGUCCAGCUCUGGGUCCUCAGCACAGACACACAUGGACCUGCUGGAGAGGGGCCAGAGGAGCCACAGGAAUGAUCCGAGGCUGGAACAGCUCUGGUGGGGACAGGUGAGAGAGCUGGGGUGUUCAGCUGAGAAGAGAAGCUCCAGGGAGACCUUAUUGUGACUUCUUAAUAUAUAGAGGGGCUUAGAAGAAAGGCAAAGACUUUUUGGCAAGGCUUAUAGUGACAGGAUAAGGGGUGGGAGUUUUAAGCUGAGAGUAGCUUUAGCUUGGACAUAACGAAGAAAUGUUUGCAAUGAGGGUGGUGAGAGCCUGGCCCAGGUUGGCCAGAGAGGGGGUAGAUGAACCAUCCCUGGAGACAUCCCAGGCCAGGCUGGACGGGGCUCUGAGCAACCUGAGCUGGUGAAGAUGUCCCUGUCAUGGCAGGGGGGGCACUGGAUGAGCUUUGAAGUCCCUUCCAUGAUCCUCCCAUGGAGGCGGUUCUGUGCGUGAAGGGCUUCUGUAGGAGAACACCCACAAUUUUUAGUUGAAAAGUGGUCACAUGCAUCCCAGCAUGACAAGCUGGUGGGAAGGGGAGCACAGGGACCUUCUGUCACCAUCCUACAGCCAGCGGAUGUGACAGUCCUGCCUCGGCCCAGCCUUGUGGCUCAGCACCCCCUGGGCGGGCAGCCCCCACUUCAGCGAGGCCCCAUGGCUGGUGCCUCUGGUGGCCCUGAUGACUUGGAGCUGCUGAAACAGGAGGUGAAAAAACAAGUUCCUGGUAAAACCGCAUCCCCCCGCCCAGCUGCAGCAGCGGGUUCCUGCCGAGCCAGCGGUGACGGGGACGGUGGAGAAUUAAUUUGGGCUCCGAGGCAGGGAGGAGGAGCAAGGGCCAGGACAGCUGCGUCCUGCUCCCACCUGGCUGUGGGACAGGAGUGUCCCCAGGGCUCAGCCAGCGCAGGGAAGGUGGCAGCAGGAGAGGACAGACGGUCCCUGAUGCGCUGACAGACGACCAUGUCCGGGAAGCACUGGUCCCCCGGGACGCAGUGUGUCACCAAGCACGACCACACCAAGCCCAAGUCCCAGGAGCUGGCUUUCCGCAAGGGCGACGUGGUCACCAUCAUCGAGGCCGUGGAGGGCAAAGGCUGGUACCGCGCCAAGCACAACGGGACAGGGCAGGAGGGGCUGCUGGCAGCCAGUGCGCUGCGGGAGCGCGGGGCCAUCCGCGCUGACCCCAAGCUCAGCCUCAUGCCCUGGUUCCACGGGAAGAUCUCGGGGGUGGAAGCGGUGCAGGAGCUGCAGCCACCCGAGGACGGGCUGUUCCUGGUGCGUGAGUCUGUCCGGCACCCUGGUGACUACGUGCUGUGCGUGAGCUUCGGCAAGGAGGUGAUCCACUACCGCGUGGUGCAUGAGGAGAACACGCUCAGCAUCGACAGCCAGCAGUACUUCUCCAACCUCAUUGACAUGAUUGAGCACUACACGAAGGAGCAGGGAGCCAUCUGCACCAAGCUGGUGAAGCCCAAACCAAAAACUGGGAUGAAGUCAGCUGAGAAGGAGCUGGCCAAAGCUGGCUGGUUGCUGAACUUGCAACACCUCACGUUGGGAGACCGCAUUGGGCAAGGCGAGUUCGGAGAUGUCCUGCAAGGGGAGUACAUGGGGCAGAAGGUGGCUGUGAAGAACAUCAAGUGUGACGUGACUGCCCAGGCCUUCCUCGCUGAAACGGCUGCCAUGACGAAGGUCCGGCACAAAAACCUGGUGUGUUUGCUUGGCGUGAUCCUGCACAAUGGCCUCUACAUUGUCAUGGAGUUCAUGAGCAAGGGCAACCUGGUGAACUUCUUGCGCACGCGGGGCCGGGCACUCAUCUCGACGCAGCAGCUCCUCCUGUUCGCUCUGGACGUGGCCCAGGGUAUGGACUACCUGGAGUCCAAGAAGCUGGUGCACAGGGACCUGGCUGCCCGCAACAUCCUCAUCUCUGAGGAGAACGUGGCCAAAGUGAGCGAUUUUGGCUUGGCUCGGGUCAAUCCCAAGGGCACAGAUGCCACCUUGCUACCUGUGAAGUGGACGGCCCCAGAGGCCCUGAAACACAAUAAAUUCUCCUCCAAGUCGGACGUGUGGAGCUACGGGAUCCUCCUGUGGGAAACCUUCUCCUUUGGCCGAGCGCCCUACCCCAAGCUGAGCCUGAAGGAGGUGACAGAGCAGCUGGAGCAGGGGUACCGCAUGGAGCCCCCCGAGGGCUGCCCACCCACUGUCUAUGCCCUGAUGAGGAGCUGCUGGGAGCUGGAGCCAGGCAAGAGGCCGUCCUUCAAGAAACUCACGGAGAAGCUGCAGAAGGAACUGAAGCACCUGACGGAUGUUUAGCCCUUGUCCUACUCCUGGGACCCCUGGCCAGAAACCCCCUGGCCAUGCCAGGGUUGGGAGCAGCACAGCAAGGGGUGGCUGGGCAGUGGGGUGGCCUGUGUCACCGCUCCCUCCCAGUGAGGAUGGGACAACAGUUGUGGGGGUCUCUCCUCUGCCGGAUGCCUGAAGAGGGAAACAGCCUCUUUCCACCCUGGCACAGGUCCUUCUCCUCACCACGCAGUGUGGAGAAAGUUCCCAUCGGGUCAAUGUCCCCCGACCCCAGGGUGGGCAGAGCAGAGCAGCCCCAAGGGGGUCAGUGUCCCUCACACCCCGUGCUCAGCCCUGCAUGUGGGGUCUCUUUGAACUGCGCCUUCGGGUGACAGGGGACAGGAGGGGACGUCUCCGCUCGCUGGAGGAUGAAACCCUGACACAGCUCCACUCCAGCCACACAGCCCUGUGCAGGAACACUGGGCACAGCCAGCUAAGCCACACGGAUUUGGGCUUUUUGAUUAAACCAAAGAAAUUAGUUCAACA